GUGAUUAGAAUGAUCAAUCCCUGAGCACGUGGCUGUCGAAGCGCUAAGAGUCAACGCUGCGGCGCCGGAUCCAACUCUACCCACCAUGGGAUGAAAGCAGAAGCAAAAGGACUGUGGGCCCGCGAGAUCCUUCUCUCGCCAGUGGUCUUUGUCUCUCGUCGUGCGUGAGGAUAUUCACAUGCCAGUCUGUGUGUCCGGACCAGGGGAGAGGAAAGCAGGGCACAUGGAUGUUGGAGAGGGGCGGCAGACAGAUCACUCUGUGGUCAUUCAACGUGUGCGCUGUUUGUGUCUCCCACCGUGCCGGUCCUGGGGAAGGCGGAAGGGAAGUGUAGGUAAUGUGCAAUGGGAUCAAUGGGAUCAAUGGUCUGAAGACGAAAGAAAUGCCCCGAUCACUCCACAUUCCUCAAUCCUCGAUCGCGCGAUUCGACGCGAAGCGAAAGAGGCUUUCCACUCAGUCCUCAUUGGCAUGUGCUUGCGCGCCUCUACUGCGACGAGGCGUACUUAUCACGACAUAUGUUACAUGCGUCUUCCUGUACAUACCGUCCGUACGUUCCCAGAGUACCCAACCAUUACACCCGAACCUGCAGCUGUCACGCGCGCGUAUUGUGACGCAGGAACAACAACUUCGGACGUGAUUGGACUCGCCCUGUAUGCCACCUGCCGCCGAAUCACCAUUGGAAAUUUGCUGGGGCCACAGUCAACAGAAUGUGGAAGGAGGGAACUUCUCAAUUGGGAUUGAGGGGGUUGGGGUUCGGCUGGUUGGUUGGCUGGCUGCGACUCGCCCGCGCGGUCAGGCGGAACUCGUUCAAUGUGUGCAUUUGUAUACACUGCAUUGGUUAGCUCUCAUCUACCGGGAGUGGUGUUGAUGACAAUGACGAUGAGGAGCCUUUGUAACGGUGUGAAUGUCA
Dissoconium aciculare CBS 342.82 is the source of this 908-nucleotide messenger RNA. RefSeq lists its product as uncharacterized. The transcript has a single exon. NCBI's taxonomy places the organism in Eukaryota, Fungi, Ascomycota, Dothideomycetes, Mycosphaerellales, Dissoconiaceae. The coding region runs from base 179 to 739 and encodes 186 amino acids. The record is from RefSeq and is a predicted model, not a curated record.